UGCUGGAGCCCGUCACUUUCUCUCCUCUCUUUCUCACUCUCUCUCUUGCUCGUUCCUCAUCUCUCAGUCUGCUCUUAUUCACUUCUGUGUAUGGGCAAAGCGGGAUAACAUGGACACUUUGGGUUUUUUUAUGCUGCUAAUACUUCUGUUUUUCCAGUGGAUGCCUGCCCUUGCUGCUGAGGAAAUCACCUGGACUUACUCUGGCUUAGUCGGCCAGAGUGAGUGGUCAGAGUAUUUCCCGGAUUGUGGUGGUACCUCACAGUCUCCAGUUGAUGUAAUGACCACGCAGGCUAAAUACGACCCCAGUUUGAUCCCUGUGACUCCGCUGGGCUACAGCCAGCACGGCAACCAACCCUUCACUAUGUACAAUAACGGACACACAGUGGUGAUUGAACUGCCAGAAUGGAUGGGACUCGGGGGGCUGCCGUGGUUCUUUACAGCCAUACAAAUGCACCUCCACUGGGGCAAUGACGGCCCAAGUCCCGGAGGCAGUGAACACACCAUUAACGGACUGAGUGCAGAUGCAGAGCUCCAUGUGGUGCACUACAACUCUGAGCUCUACCCAAACAUGUCUGCAGCGAUGACCCAGAAAGACGGUUUGGCUGUUUUAGGAAUUCUCAUUGUGACAGGUGAGGAGACAAACCCGGCGUUUAACAACAUCCUCAACUAUCUGAGUCGCAUCAGGCAUGCAGACCAGAAAGCGUUCAUCCCAGCCUUUGACGUGCAGUCUUUGCUUCCUGAGGAUCUUGGGCGAUACUAUCGAUACAACGGCUCCCUGACAACACCGCCGUGCCACCAGAGUGUUAUCUGGACCCUUUUCCAUAAAAGGGUUCAAAUCUCAGUAGCCCAGCUGCUGAAGUUGGAGAAAAUCCUUUACUCCAGUAAAGCUGAAGAACCAGACAGGAUGCUGCUGCAGGACAACUACCGUGCAACACAGCCACUCAACCACAGAGUCAUCUUCACCUCCUUUUCUGCAGAAUCGGGGAAGGAGCUCUCGUCUGGAGAAGUAACAGCCAUAGUGAUAGGAGUGAUGUGUGGCUGUGUAGGCCUGGCGGUUAUCGUUCGCUUCAUCGUGAAGACAAUACGAUUUUUUAAACUCCUCCAAUUUGAAGCAGUCGUGGUAAACAGCUCUACCUCUAGCUGGGAUGUCCUGCACAAUAACCGGCCUGCUCCCAUGCCAAGUGUAACAACGUGAGAACACAAGGAUCCACUAGAGUCUGAAUGGCACAUCAAGGCUUUCUGGGGACACAACCUCUGAUUUCUUCUAAAUGCACUGACAUUUCUGCACAGAAGCUAUAAGGGGGCCGACUGUGCAUGUUUUUCUAGGCUGGACCAGAUUUUUCUCUGCAUUACGGUAGGCUCCUUACUUUACGAUAUAAAUCGCCAUGAGGCAACAACUGUUGUGAUCUGAUACUUUAUAAAUAAACCUGAACUGAACUGAAAUGCUUCAGUAACCUGACAGAGCUUCUGUGUUGGAUUAGAUCACAUGUUUAAUGUUUCCCAAACAGAGUAAAGCUGGAAGGAAAUGAAAAAAAAAAAGACAAUACAUUUUUAUACCAUAACUUUUCAACUCUAUGAAUGCGUUUUAUAGUAUUACAUGGCAGUUGAUAUGACACGACCAACCUGAAAGACAGGAUAUAUAUCCACAGAUUCUUAAAGCUUCUGUUACGACAUCUGAAUGAACUUCCAGGACAUUUAUAUGAAUGGGGGCUUGUUUACUCCACCUCUUUCCCUAUGACAGCUGCAAUAGGCUCCAGCUCCUUCCUGUGACCCUGAACUCAAGUGGAAAAAAUGGAUAAGGAUAGAAGGAUAUUUAUAUACAUUUAAAGCAAAAUGUCAUUAGUAUAUCCAAAAUAUGUGAUGAAAAAAAUGUACUCUUGCUGUACUGCAACGUGACAGUGACACAGUAAAUCCAGUGGGCAUUCUUUGUUACAUGUCCCCCUCUGCUAGUUUAUUUUCUCUUGACUCUACUAAUUUAUCCCCUUCCCUCAUAGGUUCCUAAAACACCCGUGUUUGAUCAUUUUUAGUUUUCUUUUUUUGUUUUUUAAUCAUAUAAUGGAGCCUUACCGGGGCUGAGCUGUAUUUUUGGACAAGGAGCGACCUCUUCUGGAUAAACUACACUGACAUUUAAAAAAAAAAAAAACUAUCUGAGAAGUUUUGAAGUAUGUGCGAUUAAUCGGUGGGGAUAACUCUUCGCUUUGAC
This is a messenger RNA of Haplochromis burtoni (Burton's mouthbrooder), 2203 nucleotides long. It is a transcript of the gene ca14, whose product is annotated as carbonic anhydrase XIV. Lineage: Eukaryota; Metazoa; Chordata; Actinopteri; Cichliformes; Cichlidae. The record is from RefSeq and is a predicted model, not a curated record. Gene Ontology annotation, cellular component: plasma membrane. The coding region runs from base 110 to 1195 and encodes 361 amino acids. Gene Ontology annotation, molecular function: carbonate dehydratase activity; zinc ion binding. The transcript has 13 exons.